AUGUCUGAAAUCUACUGGAACGAUUCCGUCGUACAAAACGCCCCAAACCCAGCAUCUUAUCUUCUUCUUCGUUGUUUGAUUCCAUCUUCUAAAGCUCACCUGGUGACCAAUGUACUACGAGAAACUCCCAAUUUGCGUUCUGAACAAGUUCUAGAUGCAGCAGAUUUGCAAACUGCUUGGAUCUCAUCACUUGUGUCUCGGGGGGUCCCCAUAGCAGCCACCAUUGCAGUAGUACCUCAAUGUCCCGAAAUUGUUAUUUCGCUCUUUAAUUUUGAUUCUCAAAUUCUUUCCAGUACACUUUGUCAAAUCGCCCAGCUUGUCAAAUGCUCCAUCACAAUCCUCGCACCUUUAAACCCAAAGUCUCCAGUUUCUACGCUACUUCCAAAUUCUACAGAAUACUCAAUUCCAUUCCCCAAUUCUCAUUCCAUUAUCCCACCCCAUGCAUUUCAUUUUUUAUCUGAAUCUCACUCUUUAAUACCCACAAAGUUCUUCACUCCAUACCCGUCCCGUAGUUGCUGUCAAUUACGCAACUUGGCAACUUUUGUUUUAAAAACUACAGGCCCACCAAUUUCUUUACUUUUACCGUCUCAAAUAAAGUCGAAUGUCCAGUCUUUGCCGCAAUGUCCCACGUAUUCGUCUUCGUUUGUAUCUCCGUUUCCAUCUCUUACCAUUUGUGACGUUUCGUGUGUUAUAACAGAUCAAACAUACCAAGAUGAUACAGGAGGAUGCAGGGCCAACCGCAAGGCUGAGUAUAAAAAGGGCAGUUUUCUGUUGUCAACCACCCAACGUGCGGCUCAUAAAUCCUGUGCCCAACUCAAAACGGCCCACACAACUACAAUAGCCAACUGCUUCGACGAAGACGAAGACGAAGACGAAGACGACGUCGAAAACUGUCACAGGGUUAUAGAUAACAAGGAAAACAACGUAGAGGAGACAAACAUUAAUUACGUUGCAAACACAACUGGGAAUGAUGCAGAUCAAACGGAAUACACUAUCUCACGGGCUUCAGUGUUGUACUCAGAAACCCCCGAGUCUAAGCCACGCCAUGUUGCCUCGCUUCCUGUAUCUUCUCUGCACCCAGGCCGCGCCUCACGCACCGACCAUUUUGAGUUUCGAUUUGUACCAGACCGUGGGUUACGUACUGUGGCCGCUCGUAGGCGUGUUGAAGAAAUGUUAGCGGCAGUAAGUACAUCUACAGGCGCACGUGCACGCCUAUUUCGUGAAGUAAAUACUCGUAAACGCGGUGUUGAAAUAAGCGGGGCUCGGGCUGCAGUUGUGGCAGCUAUUGGACGCGUGCAAACUGGAUAUGCAGAUGCUUGUCUUGUUGAACGGCAGGGCAACUGUAAUGAAGGUCCUUCUGCUAAGGGAGGUUCUCGAAGUAAACGCGGGACUGUUAUUUACAAGGAGUAG
This is a messenger RNA of Magnusiomyces paraingens, 1410 nucleotides long. RefSeq lists its product as uncharacterized. NCBI's taxonomy places the organism in Eukaryota, Fungi, Ascomycota, Dipodascomycetes, Dipodascales, Dipodascaceae. The record is from RefSeq and is a predicted model, not a curated record. The transcript has 3 exons. The coding region runs from base 1 to 1410 and encodes 469 amino acids.